AUGUCUGGCUUAACCAACGCAUGCGAUGCUGAAUCGACAACCACGAGCUCCGCGACUGGUAACGGCGUACCGACGCCCAUCACUGACACCGCAUCACUCGCAGACCACUCCGCGAUGGACGGAUGGCUGGACAAGCUCUCGUACGACCAGCCUCAGGCCUCCGGGGAUGGCCAGGGUAGCUCAACCGCCCUUUUUGGGUCACUCCGUGUCACUCGUACUUCUCACCCCAUGGCAGACAGUACGUUCCUCAUCAUCGACAAAUCCCAAAAUCGUGCAUUGGUGUGCCACAAUGGCCAUCUGCAUCUCGAGGACAUAGACGCCGUGAACUUUGACAAGCCUAUAUCUGGGCACUGGCAAUGGUUGUGCACGGAAAGGAAUGGCUUCAAAGGGUUCCAGAACGUUGCUGAGCUGGGCUUCCUAGGCCAUGAUCUCUGGUGGGAUUUCUAUGCCAAAAGCCAUCGUCACGAGGGAUGGGAGAGCUUCACGGUCAAUAGGCGUGAGGGAAAUUACUACUGGAUUCAGGCCCUAAAAUGGUGGACGCAUUGGCAACUGUCGGCUCGCGCUGACGGUAGCGGUCUUUUUGCAGAAAGAGAUGGAGGUACGCUUUGGGAGUUUGUCGAGCUUCAUUUGUAG
Metarhizium brunneum ARSEF 3297 is the source of this 633-nucleotide messenger RNA. RefSeq lists its product as uncharacterized. NCBI's taxonomy places the organism in Eukaryota, Fungi, Ascomycota, Sordariomycetes, Hypocreales, Clavicipitaceae. The record is from RefSeq and is a predicted model, not a curated record.